This is a messenger RNA of Vanessa tameamea, 1233 nucleotides long. It is a transcript of the gene Psat1, whose product is annotated as probable phosphoserine aminotransferase. Gene Ontology annotation, cellular component: cytoplasm. The record is from RefSeq and is a predicted model, not a curated record. The coding region runs from base 105 to 1196 and encodes 363 amino acids. Gene Ontology annotation, molecular function: O-phospho-L-serine:2-oxoglutarate transaminase activity; pyridoxal phosphate binding. Gene Ontology annotation, biological process: L-serine biosynthetic process. Lineage: Eukaryota; Metazoa; Arthropoda; Insecta; Lepidoptera; Nymphalidae. The transcript has 8 exons.
CAUUCAUCGCGUCAAACCACUUAUUCGGACGAAGACCAGUUGUUAGUGAUAACUUAUACGGGGAACUCGUGUCGUUCGUUUUAAAAACUUUAUUUUAAAUCAUCAUGUCUAAAAUACACAACUUCGGCGCAGGUCCGGCUAAACUGCCAGAAGAGGUGUACGACAUACUUAAGAAUGAAUUAACUAACUUCGAUGGUACGGGAAUUAGUUUAUUGGAGACCAGUCACCGCUCACCGACGUAUUUUAAAUUAAAUAAAGAUGUACAAGAUGUUGUACGGAGAUUAUUAAAUGUUCCAGACAAUUACAAGGUUAUCUUCUUGUCUGGAGGGGGUCAGGGUCAGUUUGCAGCAGUGCCACUGAACUUAAUAUCCAGAACUGGAACAGCAGACUAUGUAGUUACAGGUACAUGGUCCGCAAAAGCAGCAAAAGAAGCGAAGAAAUACGGCAAAGUGAACUUGGUAUUGCCGUCAACUGAUCGUUAUGUCGACAUACCUGACCAGUCCACAUGGAACCUCGACCCUAACGCCUCAUAUGUACACAUUUGCACAAAUGAGACCAUUCACGGUAUUGAAUUUGAUUUCAUACCUGACACGAAAGGAGUACCUCUGGUUGCUGAUAUGUCCUCAAAUUUCAUGUCAAAGAAAGUUGAUGUUUCCAAGUUUGGCGUUAUCUACGGUGGUGCUCAAAAGAACAUUGGUACAGCGGGUGUUGCUCUCGUGAUCGUCAGAGAAGAUCUCCUCAACCAAGCAUUACCGAUUUGUCCUUCAAUUCUAGAUUGGACUGUAAAUUCAAAGGCCGAUUCUAUACUCAACACGCCACCUAUGUUUGCGAUCCACGUUAUGGGAAGAGUUCUACAAUGGAUCGAAAGAUUAGGAGGUUUGGACACAAUGGCCGAACUAGCUAACAAGAAGUCAUCAUUGAUUUACGACAUAAUCGAACAAUCGAAUGGCUUUUAUUACGCACCUGUCGCUAAGAAUGUUAGGAGUAAAAUGAACAUUCCGUUCAGGAUAGGUAAAGCUGAUGAGGCUUUAGAGAAAGAGUUCUUGAAAGGCGCAGAGGCCCUAAACCUAAUCCAACUUAAAGGACACAGGGACGUUGGCGGAAUACGUGCAUCAACUUAUAAUGCAGUUACAGUCGAAGAAGUGGAGAACCUAGCGAAAUACAUGAAAGAAUUUUAUAAGAAGCAUGCUAAGUAAAUUCUAAUAACAUCUCUUGUUUUUAUAAAGCAACAAU